GGUUUUCCUUCACUCUGCUGCUCCGGUCCCUAUUGUCCUUCCCUCAAGUCUGCGCUUCUCCUCUCGGCCUUGUCAUCUUCUUCUCUCGUCGCCUCCUCGUUCUCACCCUCCUCCUCCGCAGUCUGCUGCUGUGGACUCGACGGACCCGCGACGAGUCCAUGCACCGAGUGUGGACUCCCAUUCAUCUCCGUGCGUCCGCAGCAGCUCGGUCCCUUCUUCGCGUUGAUUUGUUCCGAUUUUGAAACCGACAAAGUCUGAGUCCGACAAGAGAGAGGCUCGAGAGCUUCGCCCGUGGAGUAUAAUCUGAUACUCGACCUGAGAGUCCGGGCACAAACUGGAGGCUAAGGGCUCUGACUGAGCACAUGCCGAGCUAACAGCAACAGCAGCACGUGACUCGAACACGAUUGUGUGAUCUAUUUCUCCACCACUUUCGGACCGAAGAGAAGAAUGCAGCGUAGCCGGUGGUGAAUUGUUACAAAGAUGAUGAGGAUCAUGGGAUCCAGAAAGACCUUCAAUGCGGUCAUUCUGAUCGUAUUACAAAUUCUCCUGCUGCUGCCGCAAUCCACCGUUUCUGAAAAUGAAGGCUACGGCGAAGAGACCUAUUUUACAGAGCUGCGCAGACAGUACUUCAUGUCACCCUUUACCAGCAUCAAGAGCGGGACUCGUACCCGAACCAACCAUACCAUGUUACCUCUGGGCUCUACAGGCCAGUGUCAUGUAUCCGCUAACUCGGGCGGUUCUCUCACGACCAGACCCGAACCUUAUCUUCAUGAUAUCGAUCCAGAUAGCCCACCAACCCCUCUGAGUACAGUAUUGGUAUGGACUGCGCUCGAGCUUGUGCAAGCACUGCUGGCUGGCAACCCAACGAUCGUUGUUGCAAGAGAUAUUGACGUUUCCGAUUCAGUGCCUCUGCCAGAAAUCACGAGCAAAGUUACGAUCAUGGGCAACUGCUUGGGAGGGGAACCUUGCGAGUUGGAUGCUAGGUGGGUAGCAAACCACUUCGUCGUGGGAUUAAGUGGGUACCUGACUCUCAAAGAUAUCGAGCUUCGUAAUGGAUAUUGCACACAUGGAGGAGCUGUUCUUGUGUCUGGUAUCGGUGCAAAUCAAUUUGGUGCCGGCGGGAAGUUCGUGGCCUUCCAUGUUCACUUCUUCAACAAUACAGCUACUGAAGCCGGAGGAGCUGUUGCUGUUGAAACUGGUGGCUUAGCUUACUUCCACAGCAGUCUGUUUUUGAUGAAUACGGCUCCUUUAGGAGGAGCGAUAUACAUAGGAUCUUCCGACAGUUUCCCGAUGGCAGCAAGCAGAGAGAUGGAAGUGGUGCCGAUGGACGUCAUCCCAAUGAUGACACCAGGUCCAUCUGCUGUGAAAUUGUUGGCACCAGCGCCAUCCACCAUGAUGAUGAAGGAGCCGCAAAUGAUGAGCCCAAUGGCGGACUCACCAGCCAUGAACGCUAUGACGCCAGCUCCCACGCCCAUGACGCCAAUGAUGGUCCCCAUGCCCGCAGUGAUGCCUUGGCAAACUGUACCAGCUCCUGCGCCAGCUCCCAUGGAGGAAGCUAUGCCGGGAUGCAGCCUCAGCAGUUGCGCUUCAUCCGUCGACAACAUAUUCUUGAUGAACUUUGCCAAUAGAGGAGGUGCUAUAUAUGUGGAUGACACUUCUCAGAGCUGCGAAGAUGAUGCCACCGGUGGCGCGAAGAUCGAUGUUCUGAACACGCGCUUCGAAAACAACUCAGCCGUGGAAUCUGGAGGAGCGGUUUUCCUUGGUUGGCGUACUGCUGGUGCCGUCGGACACAUAAAGAGCUCGGACUUCGUGAACAACACUGCUACGGAUGCUGGAGGAGACAUUACGUUGGACAAGGCCCUGUUCAAUGACACUAGGGGAGUUGAACUUCUGGCUUAUGACACCCAAUUUUCAGGAAUGGUGUUGGGCCCGGAUGGAGAACCAGUUUCUCAAUCUGUGGAUGUCCAAGCACUCGCAAAUGCCACUUUCAGUCGCUGCUCUUUCCCGACGGCCAAGAACCCAGUUCUGUGCGGAGGUAGCUCAUGUGACUUCUGCCCCAGCAAAGGUGGCAUGAUGAGUCCUCCAGCAAUGGGACCCGCAAUGGAACCCAUGCCAAUGGAAGAGUUUAUCCCAUUUCCAGAGCCAGGAGGGCCGAUGCCUGCGGGCGCAAAGGCCCAUGUAGCCCUGCCAGGGUCUUUAAAAUACGAGAUUUCACUACAGGAAGGCAAAAUUGUGAAGCGAUCGUAUGCGCCGCUGGGUCAUUUGGAUACGGAGUGUCCAGUUCCUCCAUCUGGACUCUGCGGUUGGACACCGCAAGAGUGCCUGGCCUCUCCACCUCCGCCGCCUAGCCCUCCCCCGCCGCCGUCACCCCCUCCUCCAUCACCCCCACCACCCAGUCCUCCGCCACCGUCACCACCUCCGCCCAGUCCUCCUCCGCCAUCACCACCUCCGCCUCACUAUCACACAAGGUCGCCUCCUCCACCAUCGCCUCCCCCUCCACCAAGUCCUCCUCCUCCUCCUCCUCCAUCUCCUCCUCCACCCAGCCCACCGCCUCCAAGUCCACCACCUCCGAGCCCUCCCCCUCCACAUUCACCACCGCCGCCCAGUCCUCCUCCUCCACAUUCCCCUCCACCUCCGAGUCCUCCACCUCCCAGCCCUCCACCUCCGAGUCCUCCACCUCCCAGCCCUCCGCCACCGAGUCCUCCACCUCCCAGUCCUCCUCCUCCACCCAGUCCCCCACCUCCCCCUCCUCCAUCACCACCUCCGCCUCCACCUUUCCGUCCGUGCAUCAAUGGCCAAUGUCCUCCUUGUCCGGCCAGACGACCUCACAAAGGUAGCAUCAAGGGCGAUCCCCAUUUCAUCGGUAAACAUGGAGAGCGUUUCGACUUCCAGGGUAGUAGCGGCCAUGAUUACUGUGUGGUCUCUGACAGGAACAUUCACGUCAACAUGCAUGUCUUCCCAGGAAUCAAAAGAGGAACAACGUUUAUAUCAGAGAUCGGGUUUUUGUAUAAAGACUCAGAGAUCUUCAUUGACGCACAUGCGCGUACGAAUGCCAGCUACUUUUCUAAGCAAUGGUCGAUGUUGGUGGACGAUGUUGAGAUAGCCGAAAAUGGAUAUGUGUCUACGAAAGAUGGACUUACAGUACACCGUUCAGCUCGAGGAGCCCGCAUUACAGUUCCUGGAGAGCUAGAUGUGAACGUGACCAUAGUGGCGCCUUCAUACGGUCCACGCGGAUCUGGAGCCAACUCUAUCAACUUCAAGGUGGAUAAGAUGAAAGUAACGCCAUCAGUACAUGGUGUACUAGGUCAAACGUAUCAAGAAACGAAACAAACCUACAAGAAGCUCCAUGAUGCGAGAGGGAAACAUGGUCACAAAGCAUCCGAAGCUCUGGUUGAUGGCAACAUGGAGGACUAUCUCACCAGCGAUAUCUUGACCCCAGACUGCAAAUAUACUCAGUUUGAGGGACGCAAGAACAUAGUGAAGAGGAUACACAGGGUUCUGAUGAGUACAGCUGGAGUUAUUUUCUCUUCAGAUGCUGGACAAGAGGAAAUCGUUGACAGUUGUACUGGUUUUGGUCAUGAACUGGAUUGCAAGAUGGAUCUUGACUUCUAAGCCAUUUCAUAAGUCGGCAAUGGUUGAUUGCUAUAUUGCUGGACCGACACGGAGAAAUAUUUUGUCUUUUGCAGCAUCAUGGGAGGUUAUGCCAAGAUGCUUGAGGCUGCAACAUGUACAUCUACCCCACUAACCCUGGGGUCUAUGUCUGUAUGUUAGACGUAGUUCGUAGUUUAUGUACUGGUACAGUACAUGUUUGUGUACGAUGAGGUUUUGUACGGUUAUAUUGAUAGCUCUAGACAACUUUUAGACUUUUAGGUCUUUCGAUUCUGACUUCUUUCCGUCCUAAUUUCCUCCUUAAUUAAUCUGCCAAGUAAACUCUGACGGUCAUGUACAUGCAAGCACAGACCGGUGACACUUGUCAUUGUACUUUGUACCUUUUCUUUCAUGAAUACAAAGUGGUUUUGAUUCAG
Molecule: messenger RNA, 4025 nt
Organism: Marchantia polymorpha subsp. ruderalis
Lineage: Eukaryota; Viridiplantae; Streptophyta; Marchantiopsida; Marchantiales; Marchantiaceae
Source: the annotation of a GenBank genome assembly